AUGGGUCUCAGGGCGGAAACGGUGGACGACUCAGUUGCUUGAUCCGGUCGGUGUCAGUGUCCUAAGCAUUAGGAUUAGGGUUAGGUUAGGUCAGAGUUCGGAGGAGCAGGUGGAGGUGGAGUUCGUCUUUUUAUUUUGCUGAAAAAUUAGGGUUUCGGCUUCCAGUUCUGAGAGAGCUCGAGUUUUUGCAGAGAGUAGAGACUUCCAUACCUAACUAGUAUCUGAAAGCUGAAGCUCACGCAAAAUGUCGACCAUGGAGGUUUAUGGUAAAUUGAUGAAUGCUGCCGAGUCAUCAAAUGUUAUUUACUUAUCCAGUAUUUUGAACCAGGAGGAAGCUAUUCCGAGUCACAAGUGUGAUAGAAGGUGUCAAAAUGAACAUAUGUGCGCGAACAUUUAUCGAUGCAAACUGACUGGGCUCACCCACAUUUGCGAUAAGAAUUGUAAUCAGAGGAUUGUAUAUGACAACCAUAGCUCUUUUUGCAGAGUUAGUGGGCAAAUUUUCCCUCUUACACCAGCUGAAGAGCAGGCAGUAAGAGGUGUGAGGAGGAGGCUCGAAGGGGGGGAGAAUACUGAUGGGUGUGCCUUUAAGCGUAGGAGGGAUGCUCGUCUGCAUCCUUCACCCUUUGAGAGGUCUUUCACUGCCAUGUCUCCAAUCUGUAGUCAAAUGGGAGAUGGCAUGGAUAUGAGCUAGUACUGUACAUAUUAAAGGACCCUUAUGCUUUCUUUUUCUGUACUUUUUUUCGUUUUGAUUUUACUCACUCUUGGGUGAGGGAUCUAGGGAAAAGAACUUCAUAAGAUGACCUUGGGGUCUAGAGAGGAACUUUUGAAUGGGUCGCUCUGACUCCUGAAUAAUUUCUAGCAACAACUAUGUUGUUUUUUAUGUUUCACUUAUUUAGGGCUCUGGUCAUGUAACUUUAACCAAUUCUCGGACAUAUAGUUUAUAUUUUAUUAGCUUGACUACCUCUUGUUUACCUUAUCUUGUAUGCAUUGUUCAAACUGCUAUUUGCUCUUUCUUAAAUUACUUCAUGGAAGUCAUGUAUGUAUCAAUUGAGCUGCUACUCAUUGUUUGUUACAUCAAUCUCUUGUUUGCAUUUUUUGAAUUUCUGUUUAUGCUACUACAACUGGUGGUUUCCUAUGCUAUCUUAUAUGUAUUGUUGGUGGCCUCUUGUUAAUAAGAGUGCAGGUUCUUUCAAAUUCAAGAAAAGCCACUUUAUGGGUUGAACUGGUAGUCUUCUUUUCUGUUUUUUAGAUGAAUAUUGGACAUUUCCUUGUCCAUAUUGCUCCUUUUUCUCUUUCCAUUGAAAUGAAAUGAGGUGCCUGAAAUGUAUGUUAUUUUGCAGGAGUUCAGGUAUAUGCAUGCCAUGGGUUGCGAAAAAUAUUGUAUUGCUGGGACUGAAUACUUAUAUUUUAGUAUUAUUACUCAGAAGAAAAUUUUUGUCAUAUUGCACACUUUGGGCUUGAAAAACUGCCUAUUACUGACAGUCUUUGUUCAUGCAUCUGUGCAGGCUGACAAAUUCAUUUGACUUGAUUGGAAACCAUUGGAUAUUCGUCUGAUUGGAAAUUGUAUGUAAAACCUAUCCUGUUUGGAUCUGCUCUAUAGGCUCUCUGGCCCAUGGCUUACAGAGAAAGGUCGGUUGUUGUGAGCUGUUGAAAUGGAAUGAUAUACGUUACUCAAUUCAGUGGAAGCGCCAUCUUCCGAUGUUUAUGCUCAAGGAGAGGCCAUUGCGUGUUUCUAUGUUAGCUUGUGCAAAAGAUGCUCCUGGUUGUGUGAUCAUAUUUCAAAGUUGCAUGUGACAACUUCCCAAUGAGGCUUUUGAGAGACAUGAAAGCUCAUCCUCCUGCCCUGCUUCUAUUGUACUUCCCAUUUGAGCAUUGCAAGAUGCUUGAGUGAUGAAGAGCCAGAAUACAUCAUAGAGAAGUGUGAGCAGAAGGCGAGGCUAGGAGAUGGAGAGGAAGAAAAAGAAUGGGAAAGAGAUGUCUAAGAAAUAUGAAGGAAAUAAGAAGCACAACCCCUUAACAUUUAUUUGGGAAGCAGCAAAUCAAGCGUGGGAUAUGUGCUGGUAACGAAGUGGCUGAUGCAAGUAACUACAGGCAAGUGCUUUAUGUAGAAUUGGCUACAGAUGCUUUGGAGAGAGAGAGAGACAGAGAGGCACACACUCGUCAUUUGAGGGAAGACUGAUUGUAACCUUGCGUCUGUUAUUUGAAAAAUGUGAAAUUAGUGUCAAAUAUUUGUAAUUUGAGCCCAAACUGUUAUUUGAAGAAUGUGAAACUAGUGUCAACUGUUUGUAAUUUGAGCCAAAAAUAUGUGGCUUUUCCGAACUAAACUUUGGAUGGCAUUUUCAUUGUAACCGCAUAGACUUCAAUCUUAUAGGUGGGCAGUUUUAAAGUA
Messenger RNA from Amborella trichopoda, 2389 nucleotides. The record is from RefSeq and is a predicted model, not a curated record. NCBI's taxonomy places the organism in Eukaryota, Viridiplantae, Streptophyta, Magnoliopsida, Amborellales, Amborellaceae.